AAAAAAUAUGAAUCCUAUUAUUACGGAUAAGAUUAUUGAAAGGUCUUUUACCAGCAUCCCAAAAAAUAUAGAGAAUAACAAAGCGAAUAUGCUACUGAAAUCUUAGAUAUUCGAAAAAAUUAUCAUACGUCAAUUCUGAGCUUGAAAUGGAGUUCAUUACUUUUGAGUAACUGUCCCAAUCGCUGCUUUCUUUCCUUUCUUCUUCAAAUUUCAAUCUCUCUGUUUCUCUCUAAGAAUUUCGGUUGAAUUUUCUUUGACUGUAUCUUUAUAAGGUGUUUUGUUUUGCACAUUGGUGAAAUCCCUAUUGUCAGCAUGGCUCAUCUACUUUCAGCUUCUUGCUCCAUGAAAGUAUCUCCAAGUGAGAAACUUUCCUCCAAAUGUUGGAACAUGGGAUCAACAAAGUUUCCUGUAUCUUUUACUCCACAAACGUCAAAAUCAUCAAUUAGAAAGCUUGUUCACCAAGGAGAUAACCUGAAAAAGUUAAAUGUUGUCCGUGCGACCACUCUACCUGUAGACCAGGAUACUAAAGCUCAAUCGGGCACUGGUUCCUUAGAGAGCAAUGGCAAUACAUCUGGUCGCAAGCGAGUUAUGGUUAUUGGUGGAGAUGGUUACUGUGGUUGGGCAACAGCCCUUCACCUAUCCAAUAAAAAUUACGAGGUUGCGAUUGUUGACAACCUUGUUCGUCGGCUUUUUGACCAUCAGCUUGGUCUUGAUUCCUUGACUCCUAUUGCCUCAAUUCAGAGCCGCAUUCUCCGCUGGCAGUCUUUGACUGGUAAAACAAUCCAGCUUCAUGUCGGUGAUAUAUGUGACUUUGAGUUCUUAGCAGAAACCUUCAAGUCAUUUGAGCCUGAUGCUGUUGUCCAUUUUGGAGAACAACGAUCUGCCCCAUAUUCUAUGAUUGAUCGUUCAAGAGCUGUAUACACUCAACAGAACAACGUUAUAGGGACUCUCAAUGUUCUGUUUGCGAUUAAGGAAUUUGGAGAAGAAUGUCACCUGGUAAAGUUGGGCACUAUGGGAGAAUAUGGAACUCCAAAUAUUGACAUUGAAGAAGGUUUUAUAACAAUUACUCAUAAUGGUAGAACAGAUACUUUGCCUUACCCCAAGCAGGCUAGCUCCUUCUAUCAUCUGAGCAAAGUCCAUGAUUCACACAAUAUAGCCUUCACAUGCAAGGCUUGGGGGAUCCGAGCGACUGAUUUGAAUCAAGGUGUCGUUUAUGGUGUGAGGACAGACGAAACUGCAAUGCACGAAGAAUUGUCCAACAGGUUUGACUAUGAUGCUGUUUUUGGUACAGCACUAAAUCGGUUUUGUGUUCAGGCAGCUGUCGGUCAUCCCCUUACCGUGUAUGGCAAAGGGGGUCAGACGAGGGGAUAUCUUGAUAUAAGAGAUACUGUUCAGUGUGUGGAGUUAGCCAUUGCAAAUCCUGCUAAACCUGGAGAAUUCAGAGUCUUCAAUCAAUUCACGGAGCAGUUUUCAGUAAGAGAUCUUGCUGCCCUCGUAACAAAAGCGGGAGAAAAACUUGGUCUAAGUGUUGAAACCAUAUCCGUGCCAAACCCAAGAGUCGAGGCAGAAGAACAUUACUACAAUGCUAAGCAUACUAAACUCAUUGAGCUAGGUCUCCAACCACACCUUUUAUCCGACUCACUUCUCGAUUCUGUGCUAAAUUUUGCAAUUCAAUACAAAGAUCGUGUUGACACGAAACUAAUUAUGCCUAGUGUUUCCUGGAAAAAGAUUGGAGUCAAGCCACAAACUCUUCGAGCAUAAAGUUAGGGAGAGGAAAGAGAGUUCUUUUUCGAAUGAAGAGUUUGCAGAUAUGUAUUCCGUUGAGUAUUGUAUUUGUAUUUUAUUGAUUAAACUGUUCUUACAUAGAGAAAUUAGCAGUUAGGUAGCUGUUGAUCUCAAAUUACGUUUGCGGUGUUAGAGAUCAUGUGUUGUGUACAAUAAUGUAACGCUUGAAUGUCCUCUCAAAUGACAAUAUAUGUAUGGCUUAGAGCCGAAAAUAGCUAUC
Amaranthus tricolor (Joseph's coat) is the source of this 2005-nucleotide messenger RNA. Its product is annotated as UDP-sulfoquinovose synthase, chloroplastic. Bases 313 to 1761 code for a protein of 482 amino acids. Gene Ontology annotation, molecular function: UDPsulfoquinovose synthase activity. NCBI's taxonomy places the organism in Eukaryota, Viridiplantae, Streptophyta, Magnoliopsida, Caryophyllales, Amaranthaceae. Gene Ontology annotation, biological process: sulfolipid biosynthetic process; glycolipid biosynthetic process. The transcript is spliced from 3 exons. The record is from RefSeq and is a predicted model, not a curated record.